Molecule: messenger RNA, 525 nt
Organism: Fulvia fulva
Lineage: Eukaryota; Fungi; Ascomycota; Dothideomycetes; Mycosphaerellales; Mycosphaerellaceae
Product: Peptidyl-prolyl cis-trans isomerase H
Exons: 3
Coding region: 1-525 (174 amino acids)
Biological process (GO): protein peptidyl-prolyl isomerization; protein folding
Cellular component (GO): intracellular membrane-bounded organelle
Molecular function (GO): peptidyl-prolyl cis-trans isomerase activity
Source: RefSeq, a predicted model, not a curated record
AUGGCAGCAACGCAGAAUCCAGUCGUCUUCUUCGACGUCACCCUCGGCGGCGAGCCUCUAGGCCGCAUCAAGAUGGAGCUCUUCGCGGACGUCACACCAAAGACCGCAGAGAACUUCCGCCAAUUCUGCACAGGCGAAACCAAGAACCAUCUCGGACGACCACAAGGCUACAAAGGGUCAAAGUUCCACAGGGUGAUUAGAGACUUCAUGCUUCAAGGCGGCGACUUUCUGAACGGCGACGGCACCGGCUCAGCAACCAUCUACGGCACAAAGUCUUUUGCAGACGAAAACUUCAACCUCCGCCACGACCAGCCAGGACUUCUUAGCAUGGCGAACUCAGGCCCAAACACCAACGGGAGCCAGUUCUUCAUCACAUGCACUGCCACGCCACAUCUGAACAACAAGCAUGUCGUGUUUGGCAAGGUCGUCGAAGGACUGGAUGUAGUGAGGAAGAUUGAAAACGUGAGGACCACGCGGGAAAAGCCGAAUCAAGAUGUUGUGAUUGCGCAGUGUGGUGAGAUGUGA